Molecule: messenger RNA, 1782 nt
Organism: Pecten maximus
Lineage: Eukaryota; Metazoa; Mollusca; Bivalvia; Pectinida; Pectinidae
Product: arachidonate 8S-lipoxygenase-like
Exons: 11
Coding region: 1-1287 (428 amino acids)
Biological process (GO): lipid oxidation
Molecular function (GO): oxidoreductase activity, acting on single donors with incorporation of molecular oxygen, incorporation of two atoms of oxygen; metal ion binding
Source: RefSeq, a predicted model, not a curated record
AUGUUUACAGAGGAUGUUUAUAUUUCCCCGAUCAGACUGGCAAUCACCGACGAGAUGCUGCUACCAUUCCUGGAAGGUGAAACUGUACAAGAUGUGAUAGCCCAGAAGAAACUUUUCUAUGUCGAUUUGGAAUUACAAGACGGAAUCCCAACCAGGCCAGAAUACAAGGUGUGUGCUCCAAUCGCGUUAUUCUAUCACAACGACCAAGAAGCGAGCCUGGUCCCAAUAGCGAUUCAACUGAAACAACAACCAGCUGAUGACAACCCAGUUUUCCUACCCUCCGACCCGCCCUACACGUGGCUUUUCGCCAAGAUGUGGUACAACAAUGCAGAUACAUGUUACCAUCAGGCCAUCACACAUCUAGGUUUCACCCACUUGUUGAUGGAGGGGUGUGUACUCGCCACACAUAGAAACCUAUCUCACUCCCAUCCUAUAUUCAAACUGCUGGCGCCCCACUUCAUCUACCUCGUGGCAAUCAACGGAUUUGCACUGGAAACGUUAAUUAAGCCGGGAGGGUCCGUGGAUAAGUUUAUGGCUGCGGGAACUGAUGGUGUGUUCGAACUCAUCAAACGAAAACUGGCGGUGUGGCGGAUGGACGAGGACGGGACCCUACCCGUAGAUCUGGAGAAGAGAGGGGUGCUGGAUGACAAUGUACUGAUAGGGUACCACUACAGAGAGGAUGCUCUACCACUGUACGACGCCAUAAAACACUUCGUCACCAAAUAUGUCGGUCUCUACUACGAAAACUCAGAAACCUAUGUUGGGGACCACGAGAUCCAGGCCUGGGCCCAGGAAUUAGUCAAACCUCGUUCACAGGGAGGAUGUGGUCUUCUGGGCGUUCCUGGUGAUGGCAGUAUUACCAAUGAAUCUGACCUUGCAGUAAUAUUGACCAGCAUCAUAUUCACGGUCAGUGUGGGGCAUGCCGCGGCCAACUUUGCUCAGUACGACGAGUAUGGAUUUCCUCCCAAUUACCCAACUUUGAUAGAGGGCACACCCCCUGUUGACAAGACUCCUCUGACGGAAGCCUCAAUCAUAGAUGCUCUGCCUGAUAAGAGUACCACUUUUGAUGUGAUGACCAUUUUCAAAGUUCUCAGUGGCAUGGGGACAAACAAACUGGGGGAUUAUGAAGUCAAAUACGUGUAUGAUCCCAAAGCGGAGGCGGUCUUAGAGGAAUUCCGGAAGGAGCUUGAAGAUCUCGGCAACAGAGUGGAAUCACUAGAAAGAUUUAGAAAGGUCUCCUAUCCCUGGCUCAAUCCAGAUAUAAUUCCUUACUCUAUCAGCAUUUGAUCUGGUCUGGCAUGGCUGCAUUUAAUUUUCAUUUUACAUUUCAUUUACUAGAUACAAGGUUAAUCUAAUAUCGUAUGUAUAUAGACAGGAAACUCCAUAGAGUUAUUUGUACGACACAAGAGUAAAUUAACGGAUUGUCACAUCAUGCGAUAUCAAAGUGUUAAACUACGUGUUAAACACACAUCACAGUUAUUAUGGCUAGAUUAAUUGAAAUAGGUAAGCCCGCAAAUCAGAGUCGAAACAUAUAUACACUGCAAAAGAAUAAUGAUAAAUUCCACAUAAAGAUAAGGAUAUAUUACAGCAACUUUCAAUACACAUAUACUGAUAUGAGAAAAAAGUUCCCUGAAGAUAUACUAUUAUAUAUAUAUAACAUUCAUUAAAGAAACAACAAGUUAAAAUGAAAAAUCUAAAAACAUCAGUCAUCCUGUGAGUAAAUUCAGUAUGUCAAAAAUAAAAGUAUGGCAUCAUUGAAAAUUUUCUUGGAAUAUAAAAGUU